UGCUAGUUGUGAUUGCUAAAGGCUGGGAAACACAUAGAAUCCCUUGCACCAAUCUAUAGAAAAAGUGUCAUGGAGAUCUGCAUAUUCUUCCUUUGUGCUAUGAUAUUUCUCCCAGGUAUUGCUGCCAGUGUGCAUCCGGUGAAGGCAUUUCUCCAUCACACUGUACACCUAUCCUGCUGUUUUCCAAACUCUCAGGAAAUUGACGUGAAGGAUUUAAUAAUCUUUUGGCAAAAAGACAAUAAAGUGGUGCAUGAAGUAUAUCAUGGCCAAGAAAAGCAAGAGAACCUUAGUCCUGAAUAUAUAAAUCGCACCAAGGUGGACAUGGCCAAAUGGACCUUGCAGUUGUUAAAUGCAGAAGUUGAGGAUGAGGGACACUAUAAGUGUAUUAUUAUGAAAAAAACAACUGAACAAUCAAAAAGGGUCAUACACCAAUCUGAGUGGUCACUGCACAUCAUUGCCAACUAUAGUCAACCUGAGAUAGAACUGCACUCCGGGGAACUAAAGCCCAAUGGAUACUUGAACCUCACCUGUUCUUCCAGCGGAGGUUAUCCAGAGCCCAAGGAGAUGACUUGGCUGAUUUCACAUGAGAACAUAACACUCAGCAGCCCUGCUCACAUGAAUGUCUCACAGGAUGCUGUGACAAAGCUGUACAACGUUACCAGCAAGCUGAAUAUCCCAGUUCCUGCAGGGAGUCCCACUAAUAUCAGCUGCUUACUUCGCCUUCGGGAGCAGCUGGGAAGCCUUGUCUCAGUCCCACUGAGCAUAGAGAUAAAAGAGAAAGAAAUGGAGCAAGCAAAGAUAAAUUUCUUUGGCCCACUUAUAGCUGCGGUUGUAGUGAUCAUUUCUGCACUUCUUCUGGGUUUUGUGAUAUUAAAGAAGAACAGAAAUAUCUUGUCUACCAACCAGAGUGUCAGUCUAGCAGUCUAG
This is a messenger RNA of Melozone crissalis (California towhee), 927 nucleotides long. RefSeq names its product CD86 molecule (gene CD86). The coding region runs from base 70 to 927 and encodes 285 amino acids. The transcript is spliced from 6 exons. Gene Ontology annotation, cellular component: external side of plasma membrane. The record is from RefSeq and is a predicted model, not a curated record. Gene Ontology annotation, biological process: cell surface receptor signaling pathway; negative regulation of T cell proliferation; immune response. NCBI's taxonomy places the organism in Eukaryota, Metazoa, Chordata, Aves, Passeriformes, Passerellidae.